Messenger RNA from Cladophialophora immunda, 1020 nucleotides. RefSeq lists its product as uncharacterized. The coding region runs from base 1 to 1020 and encodes 339 amino acids. The transcript has a single exon. The record is from RefSeq and is a predicted model, not a curated record. NCBI's taxonomy places the organism in Eukaryota, Fungi, Ascomycota, Eurotiomycetes, Chaetothyriales, Herpotrichiellaceae.
AUGGAGACCAAUGCUCGACCUUGUUUGACAGACAACGACAUGAAUGAUUUCGUGGACACAGUGAAGUCCUGCCGGCGGGAUCGAUACCUGCUGCCGUUUGAAAUCCUGGCGCAGAUCAUCUCGAAUGUUGUCCCACGCGACGGGCUCUGUGUGUCAAACCACCCCGACUACCACUCCGAUUUCGCCACUAUCGGGUCGCUUCUGAGAGUCAGCGUCGCGGUCCAGAACGAGCUCCUUCACCGCAUAUUCAGCCUACCACUGCAAGUCCGUAUUUCGAGCGGAAUCAGCUGUCGCUGCUUGUUUGGGGUGGAAGGAUUCUCCAAGACGCGGCUGGGCAGGGCAGCCGUUCUCCCACUAGGAAGAUUCCCAGAGAUUGUGGUGACGUUUGUCCCACGAUUGCUCAUGGUGCCGUGCGGGUACAGGAGCCAGACGCCGUUCUCAGUCGAUUUCCUGAGCGGCCACAGAGGAGUGCUAAAGUUCAGAACUGACAUUCGUUGCAUAUCGCGGCAGUCUCAGGAUCUCGCAGAGGCACUUAGCAGACAUCCAGACACCAAGGCUGACCGUACGCCUCCCUUCAGAUUCAGAUUUGAUGGAACUCAUGGCAUGGACGAGGUAAACAGGCUGAGGGAGAUACCUCUAUGGGAGGUUUCGGUGCUUAGACGGCUGUUGGAAAAGUGGCAGUGGGUUUGCCUCCCGACGGUGUCGCACCAUACUCCGGGCUAUCAGAUCGACGUGCCCGAGAAAGUCGUGACUGGGGUUGUCUUGAUCUCGAAGUAUAACCAGGAUGACAACCUCACCGGCAUCAGUCUGGAUGACUGUCCCGAUGUGGUCGCUCGCUACUGGAAGGGCCUCUUGCUAAGUUUCUAUACGGAUUCGUCCCCGAUCAUUAUGGAGAUUGGAUACAACAAAAAUCGCAUCAAUCGUCGUUUCAUCAUUACCGCGAGGAAGGCAACAGAAGUCCACGGUGCUGAAGACCUAUACGAAGCGGAAUGCUUCAUCCAAGACACAGACCCGCACUGA